Ylistrum balloti is the source of this 598-nucleotide messenger RNA. RefSeq lists its product as uncharacterized. The coding region runs from base 1 to 468 and encodes 155 amino acids. NCBI's taxonomy places the organism in Eukaryota, Metazoa, Mollusca, Bivalvia, Pectinida, Pectinidae. The transcript is spliced from 3 exons. The record is from RefSeq and is a predicted model, not a curated record.
AUGUCGGGCAGGGGCAGAGGCAAAAAUGCUAUCUCGUUUGUACAAAACGACGAACCAGCAUUCAUCAGACAAUUUAAACAGAAGAUAGGUUACAAAGAAGGGCCAAGUAUUGAUACGAAGAGACAAACUGUGCCAGAUUUCGAUGAUGAUGAUGAUGACCGUCCAGAGGCAGAUGAUGAGAAACCUAUCGUCGUAGUAACACGCCCAGGUGACCUAACCGCAGAGCAGGCAGAGAUUGCAGAGAUCAAAUAUAACCAGGAAGAAGAAGAGAAAGCAAUCAGAGAUGGAAAGAUAACAUUUAAACGACCAGAAAAGCGCUCAACAAAAGAAUCUGACUUAUCAGAUUUAAAUCCAACAACAUCAAAAAAAAAGAAAGACUCCGAUAAAAAGAAAAGCUCUGGUGCUAAAAAAGUGAAAAAUUCCAAACUUUUAUCUUUUGGAGAAGACGAUGAGGAUGAUGAAACAUGAUGAUAAUACAUUUUUUUACCCUGAAACAUUAACAAACCUGUUCUCCAGGAUACUGGAGGGCUUCAUUAGCAACGAGACAUAACCCAUUGGACAGAUCUUCUAACCAAAGCCCCGCUGUGUGCAUGUUUUC